GGAUUUUUUUUCAGUGGCCGCCGCCCCAGCCUGUCUUUCACCUUCGUCGUUUCCUGGUGGCCGGCGCCCUCCCCAGCCGUGGAGCUCCCACCAGCGCGCGCGCCCCUGCAUCCCUGCUCCACUCGGCGCCUCUGCUCCUCCCCUGGUCGGAUGGGGAUCCACCUGGUGGCGUUCGUGGCGGGGGGGCUUCCUGCAGGUGUUCUAGGUGUUGGCGCUGCUGAUUGGAACCAGUGUGCCCCGACUCGCUCCUUCUCGCGCCGAGCUCCUCCCCUGCGGCUCUCUCAUAGCGCCUAGGAUCUCCUCCCUCACAUCUCCAGGGCGCGCCGGGCUACUGCCCCAUCGAGUAGUUCGCUGGUGGUCCCGCGGGUGCCUCCUGGUCGCGCUCGGCCAGGGAGCUCCCUUCCUCUCGCGUCCAUCUUCCCCAGCGCCCUUGGAGCGGACGUACUCUCCCUCAUCUCCUUCCCCGACGCCGCCCUCUCCCUGGUCGAGCUCGACACGCCAGAUCGACAGUCGCCAUCCCCUGCGUUCGGCCCAACGUUUUCUGAUCGUCCGAUUAAUCGCGAUUAAUCGGCGAUUAAUCGACUGAUCAGCAUCACGCAUCCGAUAAGGAGUACCGACGCUAUCAGGGCGAUUAGAAACCUGAUCGUCCGAUUAGUCGACGACUAAACGCGAUUAGUCGUCCGACUAGAGAUCGCGGACGAUCAGUUUGGCCCGCUUCGUUUUUCACUGUUCGUUACUUUCAUUUCGGCCCACUCACUGCCACUACAGCCCAGCCCACUACAGCAGUACAGCCCACUCAGUCACUCAUUCAGUACAGCCCACUCACACUCAGUCACUCACGGCCACGCACGCAGGCAGCACGUUCGCCAAUCGCCAACGCCAACUCCCAUUGAAACCCUAGACGGUGUCCAGUUCUCCACACGGGCGACGGCGGCCGGCGGCGCGCCACCGGCGACCUGCGCCCCCUCCGCGGUCCCUCCCCACCUCCCCAGUUCCCCAAUCCCAGCGCGCCACCGACGCAUAGCAGCAGGCAGCACCGCAGCAGCACUGCAACACUGUAUUCUUCUCCGCAGUCCCAGUCCCAGUCGGCCAGUCCCCACCUCCAGGUGAGCAGGCCAGCAGCAAUAAACUUUGAGUGAGUGAAGUGUUGAAUUGCUGUUAAACUUUGAGCAGCAAUAAAUUUGCAGCAGGCCCACUGAAGAUGAGUAAUACUUCAUCUUCGUCUAGCGUUGAGCGUGCUAUGCAGCGAUGGAGGGCUGUGGAGAUUUUAUUCCCUUCUGAAGCAGAAGCUGCUGCUGAUUUCGUGGAUGAUGGUGUUUCUAUACCAAGGGUGUCUGCAACUGCAAGUGCAACUGUAGCUCCAUCUGCUGGUUCUGGUAAUAUGGAAGAUUCACAAACCUUAAUUGAUAAGGCUUUAGCAGAGCUGCCACAAGAGCUUGCUGACCUCGCUAAAGAUCCUAAGAAUCAUGCUAGAUCAAAGGAUCCGGGCUGGAAGUAUGGAUUUUGGCCCAAUGAGACAAAGAAGGAAAUGGUACAGUGCAUAUUUUGUAAAAAGGUUGUGCCUGCAGGGAUAAGGAGAUUCAAGCAACACCUUUGUGGUGGUUUUGGAGACACUGAAAAAUGUCCAAAGGCACCUGCCAUUGUUAGGAAAGAGAUGCGUGAUUACCUUGUUCAGAAUACAAGGUCAAAAGCCACGCUGAUGGAAGAAGAGAAUGUACAAACUGCAGAAGAGGAAUGUCAAGGUGAAGUUGUUGUUGUGCCAAGUUCUGGAACAAAGGCAAAGGAAGCAAAAAGAAAAGUUAUUGCUCAAGCUUCCAUUACUUCUUUUGUUGGAAAGAAAUACGUAAAAUCAGUGAGUUCGAUGUUGUGUAAGACUCCUGAAGAGGUAGUCAAUCAGAGGCAUAGUUCCACAUCUUCUCAACCUACACUUGAGCAUUGUACAAAGAAGUCAAAGGAAGCAAAACAAAUUGUAGAUGAUCAUGUUGCAGAUUUUUUUUAUGAGAAUGGAAUUCCAUUGAAUGCAAUCAAUUCAAGAAGCUGGGAAAUCAUGGUGGAGUCAAUUGGGCAAUAUGGACCUGGUUACCGAUCUCCUUCUUACAAUGCCAUGAGGGAACCCGUACUUGAGAGGGCAGUUGUGAAGACAAAUGAAUUAAGGAAAAGGCAUGAGGAAUCUUGGAAGGAGUAUGGUUGCACACUAAUGUCUGAUGGAUGGACUGACCAACGACACCGCCAUCUCAUCAAUUUCCUUGCCAACAGUCCAGCAGGCACCUUUUUUCUAGGUUAUGUGGAUGCUUCUAGUGAGGUUGUUGAUGGCAUUAUGUUAGCAAACUUACUUGAGAAACAAAUUGAGAUGAUUGGGAAGGAAUAUGUGGUACAUGUUGUAACAGACAAUGGUGCUAACUUCAAGGCAGCAGGUAGGAUUUUAAUGGAGAGGAUACCAACUUUGUUUUGGACCCCUUGUGCCGCCCAUUGCUUAGAUUUGUUGCUUGAGGACCUUGGUAAAAUAAAGGAUUUCAGUUCUUGCAUCAAUGAUGCAAAAAAGGUGUCUAGGUUUAUAUAUAAGCAUGGGAGAAUUCUUGAUAUGAUGAGAGCAAAGGUGGGUGGAGAUUUGGUUAGGCCGGCUGUUACACGUUUUGCAACCUCCUUUCUUACACUUGCUAGCAUGCAUAGGCAUAAGCAAGCACUGAAAAACUUAUUUGUCAGUGAAGAUUGGUACCGCAACAAAUUAUCUACAUCUAUGGAAGGGAAAGCUGCAGAGAACAUUGUGUUGUCUGUACCCUUUUGGAAUCAUGUAGAAGAUUGUUUGAAAGCUUCACAGCCCAUUCUAAUUGCUUUGAGGAUAGCAGAUGGUGAUGAGACACCUGCAGUUCCUGAGAUCGUGUCAGCCAUGAAUACAGCAAGGACGAGCAUAAAGGAAUCUUUGAAAAAAAAGCCACAGCUGUUGAAUGAAGUUCUAGGGUACUUUGAGAAGAGAUGGGAGAAUCAAAUGGAGCAAAAACUAUAUGGGGCAGCAUUGUUUUUGAAUCCAGCCAAGUUUUUUCCUAUAAGAGAGAAUGAUAGAAGGGAAGCAACUAGACUUAGGUCAUUGUUCAAUGAUGUUCUAUGGAAAAUGGUGUCGGACGAUGAUGAGCAAAGCAUAAUUAGCAAACAGGCUGAUGAUUACGAGAGGUCUGAAGGUGAAGCCUUCUCAAAGGCAAUAGCAAUAAAGGAUAGGAACCGAAAAAAUCCUAUUCUUUGGUGGGGUGCAUAUGGUGGGCUUGCAUAUGAGCUUCAAACAUUAGCAAAAAGGAUUGUUAGCCUUUGUUGCUCGGCAUCAGGAUGUGAGCGCAGCUGGAGCACAUUUUCUCAGAUACACACCAAAAGGAGGAAUCGAUUAGAGCACAAGAGGUUGAAUAAAUUGGUUUAUGUUAGCUACAACAGAAAAAUGGCAAAUAGGUUUACAAAGAUACGUGAGCUCGGUUCGAAGGGAAAGAGAAGCAACCCAUUGCACCUUGAAGAAUUUCAGUGGGAAAAUGAGUGGGUUGUGGCUGAUAAUGAUUCAGUUCAUCAAGGAGCUGCACAUGAUGAGGCAAUUGGUGCAUCUCAAGGUUUAAGUGGCCACAAUUUGCCAAUGGUUACUGCUGCACAUGCCAGAAACUUAUGGACUACUAGUGAGUUUCCAACAAGGAAAAGAACCUCAAGAAAGCGUCCUAGGGUACCUGAACCAACUAUUAAUGAAGAGGAGAUCCUUGAAGAUGGCGAAGAAUCUGAAUCUGAGGAAAUGCAAAAGAAUGGGGAAGAUGGUUCUGGGCCUUCUACCUCAUUUGGGACUGAAAAUGCAUUUCAAGUGGAUGAAGAUUUGCUUUAGAUAGUAUAUCAAUUACCAGUGGACUUUCAUUUGAGAACUUUAAACUUUAGACUUAUGUAAUAAUUGUUGUACUCUUUUGCUGGAAGCCUGCAAUGGCUUGUUAUCCUGUUC
Zea mays is the source of this 3958-nucleotide messenger RNA. RefSeq lists its product as uncharacterized. Lineage: Eukaryota; Viridiplantae; Streptophyta; Magnoliopsida; Poales; Poaceae. Gene Ontology annotation, molecular function: protein dimerization activity. The coding region runs from base 1202 to 3847 and encodes 881 amino acids. The record is from RefSeq and is a predicted model, not a curated record. The transcript is spliced from 5 exons.